Trypanosoma cruzi is the source of this 488-nucleotide messenger RNA. RefSeq names its product kinesin, putative. The transcript has a single exon. The record is from RefSeq and is a predicted model, not a curated record. NCBI's taxonomy places the organism in Eukaryota, Euglenozoa, Kinetoplastea, Trypanosomatida, Trypanosomatidae. The annotation marks the transcript as partial.
AGGAGAGCUCUGGGGUGGAGACGUUUUUGGUCUCAGAAAAAAGUGCGUCACCGAAAAAUGAACAGCUUACAGAUGGAGUCCGUAGAGCAUUAGGCCUCUUGAGGGAUGUCCGGAGCAAACUGAUGAAUCACACACGCGGUCGACAACGACGGGCGGAAGCUGCUGAUAGACCCACCGCUUCUCCUCCUGUGGAUGCUGCUGAGAAUUAUGCAAACUUUCCUGCGUCCGUUAACGCUCGUUCGAGUUCACGCCGAUGCCGCCGCGUAGGAUCUCAUGCACCACAUGAUGAAAACAUGACUUUGGCAGAGAUGUACAUGCAGCGUGAUGAGGGGAAGGGACACGAGGCAGUCGUUGGUAUUGCAGCCCGGAGGCGUAUUGAAAAGGCCCCUCUUCGGCCGAAUGCUGAGCGUGCGUUGUGGCGCAUGUCUAUUUCUCCCACAAGCCCUUUUGUGGAGAUGAAGUCACGUAGCCGUUCUAACCGUGGCUGA